Messenger RNA from Striga hermonthica, 5031 nucleotides. NCBI's taxonomy places the organism in Eukaryota, Viridiplantae, Streptophyta, Magnoliopsida, Lamiales, Orobanchaceae. The record is from the annotation of a GenBank genome assembly.
AUGCCUGGGAACGAAUUUGGAGAUAGGGUUCACAAUUUCUUUGCGCAAGACAAUUCUUCGCAAAGGCAGCAUCAGUCACGUGUUCUGGAAGGUACCUGGCCUGUGCUAAACAGUGAUUAUUGGGUUGGCAGCCAGAGGCAGAUUGAUGUGCCGAACCCCAGCAGUAAAGAUUACCUAUCGCAAAAUUCUGAAUUUGAUAGAGGACAGGCCAGCUAUCCUGUUCAUGUGCCUCAUGGCUUGAACUUUUCCCAAUCAAAUCUGAGACCUGAUACUUCUAAAGCUCAGUACGUGGGCGACCAGCAGUAUUCUAAUGGUGUUGUGUAUGGAAAUCAGUUUCACCAGAAUAGGCAGAAUGAAGGCAACUUUCUGGCAGUGGAUAUGGCUUCUAAUCAGCAUCAUCUAAUAUCUGGGAGAGGCUUAUCUUUCGCGGAAGCACAACAAGGAAGCGGUCAUGAACAAGAAAAAACUUCAGACAGAUCAGAUACCUCUAUGGCUCAUGUAAGUCUUGAUCUAUUUGGAGGUCAGCCGCAGAUGAACCAUCAGCAAGCAAGCAUGUUGCAGGCAUUACACCGUCAACAAACUGGCCUUAAUGACAUGCAGCAAAUGCAACAACAAAUCAUGAUGAGGAAAAUGCAAGAGUUUCAAAUGCAGCAGCAACUGAAGCAGCUUGGUUUAAGGCCUCAAGAUCUUGUCAAUCAGGUUCCAACCUUUACCAAACCGACAUCUGGCAGCCAGCCGAAUAUGGUUAAUGACAGUUCCAAUUCUGACGCUUUACAGUAUCCGUGGACAGCUGAUUCUGGUACAAGUUGGCUGAAUGGUCCUUCAGCCAUGAAAGGGUCCCCCGUUGGAUUUGUUUUUCCGCAAAACAUGGCCCCAACACAACGUUUAAUGGAUUUUGUUCCUCAACAGGAUGAUCAGUCUCUUUAUGGAGUACCUGUUUCCAGUUCAAAGGGAUUGGCAGCAAACCAAUAUCCUCAGUUGGUGUCGAGUAGAUCUUCUAUGCCACAAGUGGAAGCCAUUAGCAAUUCUCUUCAUGGUCGUCACCAUAAUUUUUUAUCUAAUCAAAUUGGACAUGCUUCAAGCCAAUCAUUAAAUACUGGAAUUGCUGAUAGGGGACUCCAAAUGCCAAAAAAUGAACCGCAGCAGCGGUUUGCUGGAAGGAAGGAGCCACCUGCUCAGUUAGAGACCUCAAAUGAAAAAUCUACCCGGCAAUUUUCUUCAUCUCCGCGCGAAGCUGCCCUAGAUCCUACCGAAGAGAAGAUUUUGUAUGGUUCGGAUGAUAAUAUAUGGGCUGCCUUCGGGAAGAGCCCUAAUAUGAGUGGAGACACUACAGGCAAUUUAUUUGAUAAUGGUGGGCUAUCAAAUGGAUUUCCGUCCAUUCAAAGUGGUAGCUGGAGUGCUCUCAUGCAGUCUGCAGUUGCAGAAACUUCUAGCAGCGAUGUAGGCCUGCAAGAGGAGUGGAGCGGUUUGAACUUUCACAGUAAUGAUGGUGCUUCCGCAAAUCAGCCCGCUUCGGUGCACAAUGAUUGUGUGAAGAAAGCAUUUUUGCCUGAAGAGGAUAAGCGAAUACCUCCAACAUUAAAUUCUGGAUCAGUUCGUUCUUCCGAGGAUAUAAACACUGGAAAUGCAUUGGGAUCGAAUCAACUUGCACACACGUUUCAACAGGAAUCAGGAAUAAGAGUGUCGACUGAUGCAUCUAAAAAAUAUACGCAGUCCUCGGAUGAAUUUAGCGAGUGGUCUAAUCGCAACACCCAACAAAAAUUAUUUGCUGAAGGGAAGCAGGCUGGAACUUUUGUAGAACGAAAUGGUUGGAAUGAACAGGCAGUUGUACCACAUGGGGGAGAUGGAGUGAAAAAUCAGGAAGCUCAAUUGCCAGCAAAGUUACAGAACAACCGGUUGAUGGUAAUGCAAGAUGUAAAUGGAAGUUCGUCAUGGAAGUCGAAUACUCCUAGUUCUGCUAUUGAUUUCGGCCCUGUUAAAGUUGGAAACCACUUAGAAGAUAAAGAGCUUCUGAGUUUAAAUCAUGCUUCUGCUUCAUUAGCAAACUCAUGCAACACGGGAAUUGAUGAUGGAAACAGUUCAUUUGUUCCUAAUAAUAGCUUGCUCAAUCAGUGGAAGAAUGCAUAUCCUCUAGGCAAAUUCCAGGGGAGUGACCUUUUGGGAAGCAAUCAGGGUAUGGAGUCAUCAAAUAGAAGUAACAAAGAUAAAGUUGGAAGACUGAACAUGGAGAAUUUCGCUGUGAAGGAGAAUUCUAGUGACAGCCACCACUCAAACUUAUCUCAACACGGCCUUAGAGAAGCGGGAUUGUCUGAUGCAUGCGAUUCAAGGUCUUUACCCCAUGGGAAACAGAAAUUAACGAAUCAGCAUGCUAGUAAAGUUUCUGUUCCUCGCAAGUUUCAGUAUCAUCCCAUGGGAAAUUUGGAUGAGGAUGUGGAACCUACUUUUGGGUUGAAGCAGCCUAUGCAGCUCCAGCCCAGCUCCCUGCAGAAUGCCCAUUUUGGCCAGUCAAUUCAGGUCUCGAGAUAUUCUUCUCUAACAGAUGAGGGUGAGCAUCCAAAAGACAAUAAAAGGAGUAUCAAAGAGCCUAUCCGUGGUAGCUUUCCUGGUAGCGCCUCUAGCAUAUCUUUUCCCUUCAAUCGGCCCCUUGAUACAAACAUGCUGAACAAAGCUUCUUCACCGAGUCAAAAUAUGUUGGAGCUCCUUCACAAGGUGGAUCAGUCGAGAAAUGAUGGCGGUGCGGCUCAUUUAAGUUCUUCUGAUUGCAAUGUAUCAUCUCAGCCACCUGAACCGGAGAAGUCUGAUGGGUCUGCUGGUUACAUUCAUCAUUCUUCCAGUUCUAAAGGAUUUGGAUUACAACUUGGCCCGCCAUCACAGCGUGUCAAUGUUCCUGAUCUUUCAUUACCUUCUCAAAGUGCUCGGGAUGUGGCCAAUUCCUUGCAUACUGGUCAUGCUGGUGCAGAAAUGAGAGACAAGAUGAUCCAAGCAUCUUCAGUGCAACCUUCGCCAUUUUCUAAUGAAGGACCUCAGUAUGAAAAUCACAGAUCUGCAGGUCCAGGCAAUCUUGGGGAUGAAAGCUACAAGGCGCCUGGAAAUUAUCAACAAGCACCCGACACUCCGUAUGCAAGAAGUCAACUGCAAAACAGUCAUAAUCUUCCUUUAUAUGGUGGUAUUGCUGGUGCUUCUGAUAUACAAGAAAGUGGUCAAGCUGCAACAGCGUCGACCAGGGAUCAAAUCCACAGUUCUCAGCAUUUUGGUAUGCCUGGCAAUUCACAACAGGUGUUGCAGAACAUUUGGAACAAUAUUCCUUCAUCUCAACAUUCUUUGGCCUCUCAGUACCCUAAGGCUCCUUCACACCUUUCAGCACCACACCAGCCCAAUAUUGUGGAGUCAUGUCGUGCUGAUCUGCGUGAUAGGAAAGGGGAUCAUGUUUCAUCUGGAUUAAGUUCAAUUUAUGCGAACACUCAAGGUGAGGUUGAUGAGGAAAAACAUAGGUCAAAGGAAAGCUCUGGGCAUGUGGGAAACAUUGGUUCAACAUCAAAAGGUGAAGAAUCUCUGGGUAAAACAUCCUCGAAGGAUAAUUUGGAAGAGUUUCCUGUUAAUUCUGCUUCAACCCAGAAGGAUAUGGAAGCAUUUGGUCGAUCCCUGAAACCUAAUGCCUUCUCUAAUAAAAACUACGCCUUACUAGAUCAAAUGAGGGGCGUGAAGGAUGAACAAACGGAUCCAAGUAUUAGGGUCUCUAAGAGGAUGAAAGGUCCGGAUAAUCUUUUUGAUGUUCAUCAGUUUCAUCCUGGAGCAGGACAGCAAAAUGAAAAUAAUGUUGGAAAUAUGAUGGGUUUAAGUACUGGAGUUUCAUCUGAAGAUUCAAGGAUGUUCAGAUUCACUUCAUCUGAUAUGAUGCAGAGGAACACUGCUCCACAUGGAAAUAUUGCGCCACACGAUAUUGUGGUUGCUGGCCUGGAUGCUUCUCAUAAUAACCAUUCUGAUUGUACUACUGUGAGGGCUGAGAAUCAUCAGGUUGCCCCACAGAUGGCACCAUCCUGGUUCAACCAAUAUGGGUACUUCAAAAAUGGGGAGAUGCUCCCUGUAUAUAAUGCACAUAAUGUCAACUCUAUAAGACCAGAUGAGCCAUCAUCUACUGUUGUUAAGACUUCAAGCAUUAUGGAUGCUCCUAUUGUAGAGCAGAAUAGUCCUGCUGCCCCAGUUGGUGCUUGUCAAGUUGGCAGCACUCUGAAAUCUGCGCCCACAUUGGUAACAGAUGAGCAUUUGUCUUCUGCCCCGUCGUUGCAACUGACAGUGACGGGUGAGCAUAAGGUGAUUUUAAGACCCCAAAAGCGCAAGACUGCUACUUCUGAACUUCAUCCUUGGUCAAAGGAAAUAUCAGAUGGGUCACAAAACUUUUUGGUUCUCAGUGCGGCAGAAGGCGACUGGAGUAUGGCAGCAAAUCGCCUUGCUGAAAAGGUUCGGGAUGAUGCCGAAUUAAAUGAAGAUGGAUCUCCAUUGCUUAGAUCAAAGAGAAGGCUUAUUUUAACAACACAACUCAUGCAGCAAUUGUUUCGCCCUCCACCACCGAGUAUUCUCUCUGCUGAUUCUAGUUCUGCACAUGAGAGUGUGACCUAUGGUGCAUCUAGAGUAGCAUUAGGGGAUGCAUGCAGUGUUGCUUCAUGCUCGAGUGAUUUUGGUCGCCAUGAUUGCCUGGAGCGACACUCCGUGAAGUGCAAACUAAAUGGCGAUCCACGUUUUGCAAAAGUUAUUGAAGAGUUGUUGGGAAAAUCUAGGAAGCUAGAGGAUGAUUUCUUAAGACUCGACAAGAAUGCAUCAGUAUUGGACUUGAGAGUCGAAUGUCAAGACCUCGAGAAAUUCUCAGUCAUCAACCGAUUUGCAAGGUUUCAUGGGCGGACGCAAAAUGACAAUGCCGAGUCAUCAUUAGUAUCUUCAACAGCAACUACUUCAAAUCCUCAUAUGCAAAGAUACGUACUUGCAUUGCCCAUGCCCACAAAUCCACCUGAUUGGGUACAAUGCCUAUCGUUAUGA